Molecule: messenger RNA, 2097 nt
Organism: Pocillopora damicornis (cauliflower coral)
Lineage: Eukaryota; Metazoa; Cnidaria; Anthozoa; Scleractinia; Pocilloporidae
Product: hydroxysteroid dehydrogenase-like protein 2
Cellular component (GO): mitochondrion
Source: RefSeq, a predicted model, not a curated record
AGAUGUUGAAGAAUACUGGAAAAUUAGCUGGUAAAACAUUAUUUAUCACCGGCGCGAGCCGUGGCAUUGGAAAAGCCAUUGCGCUGAAGGCAGCUCAAGAUGGAGCAAACAUUGUUAUCGCCGCUAAAACCACCGAACCUCAUCCAAUACUACCUGGAACGAUAUACACUGCAGCAAAAGAAGUUGAAGAGGCAGGAGGAAAGUGCCUUCCCUGUGCAGUAGAUAUUCGUGAUGAAAACGCCGUUAACAGUGCAGUACAAGAGGCUGUAAAGACAUUUGGUGGGAUUGACAUACUUGUUAACAAUGCUAGUGCAAUAAGCUUGACAGGGACUUUGGAAACACCAAUGAAAAAAUAUGAUCUGAUGAAUAAUGUCAAUGUAAGAGGGACAUUCUUGUGUUCCAAAGCAUGCAUUUCAUAUUUAAAGAAUGCAGAGAAUCCUCACAUUUUAAAUGUGACACCACCUUUAAAUAUCAGACAUGCCUGGUUCAAAGAACAUGUUGCAUAUUCAUUAUCUAAGUAUGGAAUGUCAUUAUGUGUCCUUGGGAUGUCUCAAGAAUUCAAGGAUGAUGGGAUUGCAGUAAAUGCACUGUGGCCUAAAAAAGGUAUUGCCACUGUUGCUGUCAUGGUUACUGCAGGGAAACAAGGCUUAGCCUACUGUCGAAUAGACAAGUUUUUUGCUGAUGCUGCAUAUAUCAUGUUGACAAGAGACAGUAAAACAAGGACAGGAGAGUUUCUUUAUGAUGAAGAUGUUCUUAAGGAGGCAGGAAUCACUGACUUUGAACAGUAUUCUUAUAUUCCAGCUGGUGCACCAGUGCCAGACAGUUUUAUUGAUGGUUAUUCUCCCACACUGCAAAGAAACUCCUCCAAGGAUACCAGGGAAACUUCCUCUCACAGGAGUCAAGUGAGAGGGGUAGUAGACAUUUUUGAUGCUGUUAAAAAUUUUUUGGAUGAAAAGCUUGUUCAGAAAGUGAAUGCAGUCUUUGAGUUUCAUUUAACAGGAAAGGAAGCUGGAGUGUGGUAUCUUGAUCUUAAGAGCAGUACAGGUGAGGUUGGAAGAGGUUCUUUUUCAGGAGAUGAGGUGAACAGUACAGUAAUGUUAGACUCAGAGGAUUUUGUGAAGUUGUUCACUGGCGAACUUAAUCCAGCACAAGCGUAUUUGGGAGGAAAACUCCAGCUUACAGGAAGCAUGCAUAAAUUUAUGAAACUUGAGAAUCAGCUCCUACAAAAGAUGAAAUCCAAAUUAUGAACGUUACUCUUUUUGAGAAGAAUUUAGUCUUGUUCAAAGUAAAAAUAAUAAUAAUAAUAGUAAUUAUAUUGAUUGUUAUCAUCACCACUAUUAUUAUUAUUAUUUGGUGUUAGUAUUGGUAUCAUCAUUACUGUUAAAUUGUGUUUAUAGAAUUAAGGACUUUUUUCUAGAGAUGAAGAGGAACAUAUUUAAAUAUUUUCUUGAGGAGUAACUCAUAGUUAAUAAGCUGCAUUAAGGAGAGAGGAAAGUAAUGAAUGAAAGCAAUCUUUGCAGUGAUGAACACUACUGAAUGAACUACGACCUGCACAGGCCUUGAAUUUUUUUCAUGCCCUAUUUUCACCACCACUUAAGUAAUGUUUAUUACUGCAAAGAUUGCUUCCAUUCAUUUCUUCAUUAAACCACAGUUCACAUGUAUGAGUUUCCUAUAUAUUCACAGAGGAAAGUAAGUAAGGAAGGAAUUGUCACAUUACCAAUCACCAAAGUUUCUGGCAGAAAUCUUUAUCUAAAAGUUUCAUAUAAGGGUACAGGGUGUUUUCAUCUAAGGUUACCCCAAACUGUAUAUUUGAAAUCCUGAACAAAGUAAAUACAUUUUAAUCAAGUACAUCUAAAGAUACUGGGUAAUUUUGUCUACAGUAAAGUGAGAUAUGUAGGUAAAAAUGAAAUGGUUAUGACACAGUUACAUUGCUGUUGUUUGUGUUACUCAUUCAUUCUUCCAUCGUUCGGAUCAAAGUGUACAUAUUCAGAGUUCUUUUUACCAGAUGUCAUGUUGCUUUUGUCAGUAUUUGUAAUAUUGUCCUGUGGUAUUACCUUCAAUACUUGAUCAAAUAAACAGACAUAAAUUGUGUAGAUA